Molecule: messenger RNA, 2099 nt
Organism: Sorex araneus (European shrew)
Lineage: Eukaryota; Metazoa; Chordata; Mammalia; Eulipotyphla; Soricidae
Gene: NPAS1
Product: neuronal PAS domain protein 1
Exons: 12
Coding region: 209-1984 (591 amino acids)
Biological process (GO): regulation of transcription by RNA polymerase II
Molecular function (GO): protein dimerization activity; RNA polymerase II transcription regulatory region sequence-specific DNA binding; DNA-binding transcription factor activity, RNA polymerase II-specific
Source: RefSeq, a predicted model, not a curated record
CCGCUCGGAGGCUGCGGGGCCGAGGGGAGCCGCGCGCCACCGCCGCGCCCCGCCGAGUCGGCCGCCCUGGGCUCUAUGGGGUCGCCCCUCCGCGCCGCCCGGCCGGCCCCACGCCGCGCCCGGACUCAGCCCUGCCGCCAGCUGCAGGAGACGCGGGACUCGAGCCCCGCAGGCCGCUCCGAACCCGCUUGAGCCCGCCCCCGCGGAGAUGGAGCCCCCCUACCCCAGCGGCGGCGGCGGCAGCCACACCAAAGGCGGGGGAGGUCGUGGCGGCAGCGUCCCGUGGGACUUUCUGCCGGGACUGGGUGUCAAGGCCCCGCCGGGACCCUGCCUGCAGGCGCAGCGCAAGGAGAAAUCUCGUAACGCGGCGCGCUCGCGGCGCGGGAAGGAAAACCUGGAAUUCUUCGAGCUGGCCAAGUUGCUCCCGCUGCCUGGAGCCAUUUCCAGCCAGCUGGACAAGGCGUCCAUCGUGCGCCUCAGUGUCACCUACCUCCGACUGCGCCGCUUCGCUUCGCUCGGGACGCCGCCCUGGGGACUGCGGGCCGCGGCGCCCCCCGCGGGCCUCGCCCCAGGCCGACGCGGCCCCGUGGCGCUGAUUACCGAAGUCUUCGAGCAGCACCUGGGUGGCCACAUCCUGCAGUCCCUGGAUGGCUUCGUGUUCGCCCUGAGCCAGGAAGGGAAGUUUCUCUAUAUCUCAGAGACCGUCUCCAUUUACCUGGGCCUCUCACAGGUGGAGCUGACGGGCAGCAGCGUCUUCGAUUACAUCCACCCGGGGGACCAUUCCGAGGUGCUGGAGCAACUGGGGCUGCGGACGGCGAUCCCCGGGCCUCCCACGCCGCCCUCCGUCCCCUCUUCCUCCUCCUCCUCUUCCAACUCUUCUUCCUCGCUGGCGGACACCCUUGAGAUCGAGGCCAGCCCCGCUGCAGCGGCGUCUGAGGCCCAGCCCCAGGAACGUUCGUUUUUCGUCCGCAUGAAAUCCACGCUCACCAAAAGGGGUCUGCACCUCAAGGCCUCAGGGUACAAGGUCAUCCAUGUCACAGGCCGUGUCCGGGCGCGCGUGCUGGGCCUGGUGGCCCUUGGGCACACGCUACCGCCCGCCCCGCUGGCAGAGCUGCCACUGCACGGGCACACGAUCGUCUUCCGCCUCAGCCUGGCGCUCACCAUCCUUGCCUGUGAGAGCAGAAUCAGCGACCAUAUGGAUCUGGGGCCCUCGGAGCUUGUGGGCCGCAGCUGCUACCAGUUUGUCCAUGGACAGGAUGCAGCCAGGAUCCGCCAAAGCCACGUGGACUUGCUGGACAAGGGCCAGGUGGCCACCGGGUACUACCGCUGGCUGCAGCGAGCGGGCGGCUUUGUGUGGCUGCAGUCCGUGGCCACCGUGGCUGUGAACGGGAAGAGCCCGGCGGAACGCCAUGUGCUGUGGGUUAGCCACGUGCUCAGCCAAGCUGAAGGUGGCCAGACACCCCUGGAUGCCUUCCAGCUUCCAGCCACUGUGGUCCGUGAGGACUCGUCCAGCCCAGAGCCCGAGCCCCUAGAACCUUCCCGGAAAGGGAAACUGACUGCGCCCCCGGCCCCGACCCCGGUCCCCGCCCCUGAGACACGGAGCAAGCGCAUCAAAGCCGAGCCCAGCCCUGGGGACACGCGGGGGUUGGAGGACAGCAGCGAGGAGGAGCUGCCCGGAGCCCCGGCCUUGCUGCGGCCCGAGUCCACGUCGGUCAUCCGGGCACUGAAGCAGGACCUGGUGCAGCCAUGGGGGCCGCCCGGGGAUGCCCCUCCCUCCCUGCUCCACGCCGGUUUCCUGUCCCCGGUGGUGCGGGGCCUGUGCACGCCCGGAACCAUCCGCUAUGGUCCCGCGGAGCUGGGUCUCAUGUACCCACACCUGCAGCGGCUGGGGCCCGGGCCAGUGCUCCCCGAGGCCUUCUACCCAACUCUGGCCCUGCCCUAUGCCGGGCCCCCGGGCACCAGGGUGCAACGGAAGGGGGACUGAGGACUGGAGGGGGGUCACCCACAGAGCCAGACCCUAGGGCCAGGGUCAACCCCCAAGGCCCACCCUGAGAAUUAAACCUGCUCCGACCUGGGGCUCAGUCUCUGGGUGCCCUGGA